This is a messenger RNA of Prorocentrum cordatum, 960 nucleotides long. NCBI's taxonomy places the organism in Eukaryota, Dinophyceae, Prorocentrales, Prorocentraceae. The record is from the annotation of a GenBank genome assembly.
GACGCCAUGACCGACGACAGCUACGCCUUGGCACCGUGCGCGAUCUGCGCACGGCAGAAACGACGAUGCAAACUACAGCGAGUGCACAUACCAACGCCAUCGACUGAAGAGUGCCCCGAAUGGCUGUCUUGGCCCGCCGACACCUGGACCACGCACAAAGCGGAAUGGUAUGCCCAAUUGGACAAUGUGUUCAGCAUCGACAGGCACAUGGAGAUUAUCUUCUGCGUAGCCGACCGCCUACACGAAGCACAGGAAAACGUGGACGCUUGCCGAAAGGACGAAGAGAGCACCCUGGGGUUCGCAAGUACCGCUGCAGCGGAAAGCUGGCUAGAACGAGUGCGCUGCUGGGCGGCCGCUGUGAGAGCCGAUUUGGAGGCCGACUCUAUCUCCUCGCCGACGGGGAAUCCAGACUGCAGGUGGUUGGUCUACCGCAAGGGCAUCCUCUCCUCCGACACGAGCGACGGAAACGUCGUAGCCUACCCGCAGAGCCCUGACGCUGCGCCGACGGCUCUGGGCAUGCUGCCAGCCGCGCUGGCCCAGACCAUGCUGGUGCAGUUCGUAGGCGCCGUAACCGACGAUCUCCGUCGACACCCCGAACUGCAAGUGUCGGUGAGGCGCCUGCGCGACGCAUUUCGAUGGCUCUCCUCGAACAACUGGGCAUUCAUGCUCGCCACCAGGCACCACGACACUUGGCGCGACGGUACUUUGCACGCUGUGUUCGAAAACCUCUUGGACGCUUACAAGACAAGUAUUGGGAGCACCGAAGGCGUUCCAAGGGAGGUGCUCGCUGCGGCGACACCGGCAUCUGCGGCGAAAGCCUCCGUGGCCUCAGAGGGGCCUGCUGAUUGCGGAGAUGGCACCGAUCCCGUUCACGACCAGAGUGAUGUGCGCGAGGACACUAGUGCAGCAGUGGUGAAUGGUGGCAUGGACGACGUUACGUCAUUGCGACUCUGGACGUAA